This is a messenger RNA of Priapulus caudatus, 1573 nucleotides long. Its product is annotated as cytoplasmic tRNA 2-thiolation protein 2-like. Gene Ontology annotation, molecular function: tRNA binding; sulfurtransferase activity. The coding region runs from base 9 to 1388 and encodes 459 amino acids. Lineage: Eukaryota; Metazoa; Priapulida; Priapulimorpha; Priapulimorphida; Priapulidae. The record is from RefSeq and is a predicted model, not a curated record. Gene Ontology annotation, biological process: tRNA wobble position uridine thiolation. Gene Ontology annotation, cellular component: cytosol. The transcript is spliced from 14 exons.
ACAAGUGUAUGAAGUGUGACAACAAGCCUGUGGUCGUCGUACGUGUUAAUGAUGCAUUUUGCAGAGAGUGUUUUCUGACAUAUUUUACCCACAAGUUCCGAGCCACUAUUGGCAAGUCGAAACUAGUGCGUGAAGGGGAAAAAGUACUACUGACAGUUUCUGGUGGCCAGGCGUCCUGUGCUAUGCUAAACCUAGUGAAUGAGGGUCUCGGUAAAUCAGUACAUAAAAGACUUAGAUUCUCUCCUAGCAUUCUCUACAUUGAUGAGGGGGCUGUGCUAGGAAUGUGUCUCCAGGAGCGAUCCAAUGUGCAGGAGAAAGUGUUGAGCUCGGCGAGGAAGACAGGGUUUCCCUGCUUCUACUCAUCGCUAGAGAUGGUGAUGGCAUGUGGAGGCUGCGCAGGAGCCGAGGAUGCGGAUAGCCAUGGCGACGAGCAGCCAUGUCACUACUCUACCUACCAUGGAGUGGAUGACUGUGAGGGGCUUCACACGAAUGUGGACAUGCAGCGAAGACUCACGUCACUGUUUGAAGCAACGAGGACGAUCACAGCCAAGGAGGAUCUCCUCAACGUACUGCGUAUGAGACUCAUGGUUCACAUUGCAAUCCAGGAGGGCUUUACGAAACUGAUGGUGGGUGAUACAGGCACAAGGUUGGCGGUGCGUGUGAUGAGCAAUGUGGCACAAGGAAGGGGUUCUGCACUCGCUCUUGACACUGGAUUCAGUGAUGACAGGCAUGGGAUUGCAGUACUGCUCAGACCAAUGAUGGAUUUCACAGGAAAGGAAAUCGUGAUGUACAACAGAUUCCAUGACAUAAGGCCCGUGACCAUUGCAGCUUUCACAACAAAGAGUAGUUGUGCUGCUAGCAUUACGAAGCUGUCACAGACGUUUGUGUUGCAGCUACAGGAGCAUUUCCCAUCAACUAUCAACACCAUUUGCAGGACAGCAGGGAAGAUAUGUGAGGCUACAGACCUAGGGAGCAAGAGACCAGCACAGUGCUGUAUGUGUAAGAUUUCUUUGGAUACGUCUGUUGUCGUGCCAUCUGCUCUGCAGUCAGUUCUGUACUCUCAGUCCUUGGCUACAAAGGCAGAAGAGUUGAGCUCUCCUUCAUGUGAAAGUACACCUUCCUUGAAGGUGCCGGCAGAAACGAACUGCUGCGAAAAUACAGAGCCAGAUGGAGGGACCUGCUGCUCUCAGAGGCGUAGGGAUGAGAGUUUGUGUAGGAUGACUUCUGCUGACUUGUGCGGGAUGCUGUGCUACGGAUGCCGGCUCAUAAUCCACGACAUGGAUAGCAUUGAAAAUCUCCCACAUGAUAUGGUUAAAGCUGUUGCUACCCAGUCCAACAGGGCAAAGAUCAAAGAGGAGAUUCUGGAGUUUCUAUUGGACGACGACUGACUGAAACCUCAUGAUCUAAGUUCUAACGAUGACCCUUGUGCAGCUGCUUGUCAGAUGGAUUUAUUUCGUUUCUUAAGAUUGGAGCGAUCUGCGUGCAAGUACAUUUACCACUCUAACAGCGAAGACAUGAGAGUUCACUGUCCGUACGUGUAUCGGGUAAAAUAAAAGUUAUUACUUCAACCGAA